Messenger RNA from Megalops cyprinoides (Indo-Pacific tarpon), 2656 nucleotides. It is a transcript of the gene gpat2, whose product is annotated as glycerol-3-phosphate acyltransferase 2, mitochondrial. Lineage: Eukaryota; Metazoa; Chordata; Actinopteri; Elopiformes; Megalopidae. The transcript is spliced from 22 exons. Bases 1 to 2496 code for a protein of 831 amino acids. Gene Ontology annotation, cellular component: mitochondrial membrane. The record is from RefSeq and is a predicted model, not a curated record.
AUGGCACAGCUGGAGAAAGAGGUGGAUCAACAGCAGGCCGAGGCCAUGGUGGAGGCAGAGCAGGAGUGGUCUUACCAGGGCAUGAGUGAGGGAGAAGGGCAGCAGGAUGGGAAGACCUCCGUCAGACCAACCACAGACAUGCUGCCCGAUGGAGGAGAUGUCCAAGGGGAGACAGCUUGCACUCAGGUCUCGCUGCCAAAACGCCCAGCGCUGUCAUGGGCAGCCAAGAUCAAGAAGAAGCUGAAGCCAGUAACUCCGUUCCUGGGGAAGUUCAGGCCAGUGGUGGGCCAGUGCUGCCACCAGUGUACCCCCAAGAGCCUGGGGUGGAAGCUGUUGAGGACGUCACCUUUCCUGGGCUAUCAGGAUCUGCUCUGUGUGAAUGAGACACAGACCAGGUUCCGGGGCUGGUUGGUGCGGCGACUGUGCUGUGUGCUGUUUGUGUCGGGGUGCAGGGUGUACCCCGAUCCCGCUGCGGACAGACUGGACAGAAUCAGGAACAGCAGCAGGGUACAGAAGGCGCUCUCCCUCGCGCGCAACGUGUUGGAGCAGUACGACGGGCAGCGCCUCAUGCUCACCACCAGGGGCCAAGCCGCUCACAUCCUCCACAGCAUUGACACCCGCAUCUCACCGUGGCUGCUCCGGGUGAUGAGCUGGAUGCUGCUCAAGCUCCUGAGCGCCUUGUUCUGCAGUGUGCAGGUCAACCUCAGCCAACUGGACGCGCUCCACAGAGCUUCACAGCUGGAGGCCCCCCUGGUGCUUGUGUCUGUGCGACAGUGCAGUCUGGAUUACAUCCUGGUACCGCUGGUCCUCUUCUGUCACAACCUUAGGGUCCCCUACACUAUCUGCCACCUCCGGCUGGGCAACACUUGGCUAAGGUCAGUCCUUCAGAGGUUGGGUGUUAUCUUAUGCCCUCCACAUCCAGUCACAGAGCAAGAUGCAGAGAGGGACAGCCUAUAUGGACCACUCAUGACUGCUUUUGUGGGUGAGCUGCUGAGAGAGGGGCAGAGUGUGAGUUUAACUGUAGAUGCUGGAAGUGGACGCGGAGGGCAGUGGUUGACACGUGUGCGGGAGGCGGUGAGGGAUGGCACCGUUCCAGACGUCAGCCUCGUCCCCGUUAGCAUCUCAUAUGACUGCCCCCUGGCAGACGGACAGGGGAGCCUCCUGUCCUUGCUGCGGGGUGCGGUGUCCCUGCUCUGGGAGGGUCGUCGGGGAAGUGUCAGGAUCCACUUUGCACAGGCCUUCUCUCUGAAGGAGAUGUGUGAAACAGGGAGGUGUCGCGUAGACGGAGGGCGCCCCCUGCAGGAGCUGCUUCUCCCUGUGAUUCUCAAUAAGAGGUUUGAGAGCACAAUUGGGCAGAAGUCUGUGUCCUGGGUCCUACCUCCUGCCUGUUGCCCUGAGUUGCCCCCCUCAGAGAGAGAGCUUACCAUCGCCCUGACUUUGCAUCUGCUGUACUCCGCCACCUCCUGCGCUGCCGUGAUGUCGACCAGCCUGGUUUCCUGCCUGCUGCUGCAUAAACACCGCAAGGGGGUGCGUCUGUCCCAGCUCUGCCGGGACGCCUCGUGGCUCCUGGAGGAGGUCCUCUUCCGGAAUCGGGACGUGGGCUUCGGGGGCUCUCUGUCGGGAGUGAUGUACCACGCCCUGUCCCUACUGCGGCCCUGUCUGGUUAUGAUACAGCUGCCCCCUGUAACGGACCCCCUCCUGGCUCCCCGUCCCUCCGCUGCAGCAAUCGUCGCCCUGUCUCAGCACUGUCACUUGCUCACCCACGUCUUCAUACUGGAGGCUGUUGGAGCAUGUGCAGUGUCGGCCAUGCUGUGGGAGGUUGCGGGAUGUGGAGGGGCAGGAGAGAUGGAGUUUGAUGUGGCUCUGGGCCAGGAGGAGCUCACUGAGAGAGCCCUGCAGCUCUGUCACUUACUACCCCCUGGGCACUUUCCUCCAUGCCAGUCGGCUCACAGCUUUGCAUGCGAUGCAGUGGACAGUCUGGUGCGAUGUGGCAUCCUAGUCAUGGAGGAGCUUCCACGGGACCACCCCGUGUGUGACUUCUGGAAGAGGCAGGGGUCUCUGAUGUGGAGAAGUAUGGACGAUGCAGACCACAGCGAUUCGGACUGCGAGGAACAGGAAUCCCGCAGUUACAAGCUAAACCAGCCUAGCCAGUGCCCGGAUAUGCUGUUCUUCCUCUGCAGUUUGCUGAGUGUCCAGCUGAGGGCGCUGUCCUGGGCCAUUGAGGAGCUUCAGAUCCUCCACACCCCUCUGCCAGAGUCAGAGUGUGUGGCCCACCUGCACGUCUGCUUGUGUGACAGGGCUAGACAGGACCGACGGCACUAUGAGAGCUCAUCCGCAGAUGUGGUGAGAGCUGCAGUCCGAACCCUCAUUGAUCUAGGGGUUCUGAAGGAGAAGGAGGAGAGAGGCAGUGUGUACCUUGGGCUCAGCCCCCUCUUCCAGCAAGUUGAGAACAGGAGCAAGCUCCAUAGCUUCGUCUGCCAAUUCCUCUACAACUAGCUCCUCAUACGCGCCAUCCAGUUCACUUCCAAGUCUGACUGGUGCAGAUAAUCGGCUGUGUGUGAGUGUGCAUUCUCCCCCAUCUUAAACAGCAUAAGCAGUCACACUCGUGUUUGAAAAAUGCAGCCCUUGUGUGAUGGUUGUGUACAUGCACAUGCAU